This is a messenger RNA of Hippocampus comes (tiger tail seahorse), 1128 nucleotides long. Its product is annotated as tRNA (uracil(54)-C(5))-methyltransferase homolog-B-like. Gene Ontology annotation, biological process: RNA processing. The transcript has a single exon. The record is from RefSeq and is a predicted model, not a curated record. Bases 233 to 835 code for a protein of 200 amino acids. Gene Ontology annotation, molecular function: RNA binding; RNA methyltransferase activity. Lineage: Eukaryota; Metazoa; Chordata; Actinopteri; Syngnathiformes; Syngnathidae.
UUCUCUUCAAACACCUUCCGGGUGUCAAUCAACCUUUCAAGUGGGGUCCUUUUUUUUUCAUUACACGUUGGUUUAGGUAUAUAUGUUAAGAACCAAACAAAACUUUGUUUUCAUAAAGCUCUCGUUCAAAAAAUGACCACAGCAGGAAACAGUGCAAUACACGGAUCAAUCAUGAUGACACUCCCAGUGUAUACUGAAAUAACUAGCGGUAGCUCUUGACCGUCAUUGACAGAUGCUGGGCUUCAGCUUCCGCAUCUCUCCGGACGCAUUCUUCCAGGUGAACCGUAGCGCCGCUCAGGUGCUCUACAGCACGGUCCGAGACUUGUGCGUCCCCAAUCGUGAAGACGGAUCAGGGACUCUCCUCGACGUGUGCUGCGGGACAGGCGCCAUGGGCAUCACGGCGUCCCCCAGAGUACGGCGACUCAUCGGAGUGGAGCUCGUAGAGCAGGCGGUGGAAGACGCUAGACACAACGCGGCCCUCAACCGGCUUGACAAGUGCCAGUUCGUGGCCGGAAAGGCGGAGGUGGUCCUCCCCGGCCUCGUUUCCCAGUUGGGGUCUGGGGACGGGCGUCUCGCGGCGGUGGUAAACCCCGCCCGCGCCGGUCUCCAUCACCGAGUGAUCCGGGCCUUACGCAGCCAGCCCGCCAUCCGCCGUCUGGUCUACGUGUCCUGCAAGCCGGAGGGCGAGGCCAUGAGGAACUUCAGGGAGCUUUGUUGUGCACCCGACCCAAAGAGGAAACUCCAGGGGGACGCCUUUUCUCCAAGUCUGGCUGUGCCCGUGGACAUGUUCCCUCAUACGGAACACUGCGAACUGGUGAUUCUGUUUGAGAGGUAGCGAAUGACAUCUUCCACGCAUCGGGAUCGGGUCUGCUGUCUCCGUGACAGCUCCAGCUCCUUGCCUGUGGGACACUUUGCCAUUGCAACCACAUAUUGGAUUCAUCCGCUCCCGUACGGCUUUGACUCUUUUGUGCCUGUGGCACGCUUUUGUUUUACACCAAGUCCUGCAGUCAGGCAGUAUUUCUCGCUAAAAUGCAAACUAAUCGUUGUUGUGUAAAAACAUACUGUAGCAAGACGGCAACUGUAGCAUAAAAAGCGCUCUGGCGGAUCAAUAAAGUUUUUACCUUGUUC